AUGCGGCUUCUCCACACGUCUCGACUAGAGGUCGAAAGUUUUCCCUCAGAUGUCCCGAUCCACGCGGUUCUUUCUUACACCUGGGACGAUGAAGAAGUCACGCUCCAAGACCUUGAGCAGAAGGACGUUGCAGUAGGCUUAAAGGGCUUUGCAAAAUUGAGCAAGAGCUGCGAGGCUGCCGCCGCAGCUGGAUUCGAAUACCUCUGGAUCGACACUUGCUGUAUCGACAAGACUAGUGGCACCGAGCUGUCUGAGGCCAUUAACUCCAUGUACCGCUGGUAUCGAGAAUCUGCCAUCUGCUACGUUUUCCUUCCCGAUGUUUCGCAAUGCGACAAGGACUCCGUCUCGACCUCCUUUCUCAAACCAGACACCAUUCGAUGGUUCACCCGAGGUUGGACUUUACAGGAGUUGUUGGCCCCGGACAAUGUUGAAUUUUUUGACAAAGACUGGCAAUGGAUUGGCUCGAAAGGAGAUUUUGCCGCCGAAAUCAGCGCUACAACCGGGAUACCCAGACACAUCCUGCUUGACCCAGAACAAUUCUCGACAGUUCCGGUGUGUCAAAGAAUGCAGUGGGCGGCUUCACGUGUGACAACGCGACCAGAAGACGCGAUCUACUCACUCCUUGGGCUGUUCGAUGUCAACAUACCCCUUCUAUAUGGAGAAGGAAGAUCCAAGGCUUUCAAGAGGCUGCAAGAAGAGACUGUCAAGUCCAUAGAGGAUCCAUCCAUCUUCCUAUGGACAUUAUCAGGAGACAAACUCCCCGAGGAUCCAAGUGAAGUCUUUGGCGGACUUUUGGCGGAUGACUUGUCUUACUUCGCGAAACUGGACUUCCCCAGCGAGGUGACCAGAACGUUAUCGCAAGAUCGUGGGCCUCAUUUUAUGCCCUUGCAAGACACGGCGAUUGUCUUCACCAGCGUCGGGGCGAGAGUCAAGCUUUCGUAUAUUCCUGUUCCAGGCGACUCUUCGGAUACUCUUUUCUUCGUACCCAUGGCACGCGCUGCCGGAUUUACAGCUGGCAUUCUCAUGCAACGCAUUAGCUUGGAAAAGCCCUUGUUCUCUCGCAUCGUCUGCCACAGAACCUUCUGGAUCGGAUCAGAAGGAACUCAAGAGUUCAUCCCAAACCAAGUUGACUCUUUCCCUCACUAUAAAAGUCCUUCAUCAAAGCUCAUACUUGACCGGACUCGCAAAGUUGCGGCGAACCGAAUCUAUAUCACUCGAUUCCAUCUUACGCCCGAGUCGUCGCUUUUCACAACAGCUGAAUUUGGUCUGUCUCUUGCGGCGGGCAUCAGACCGCAGUCCGAAGGCAGAGAAAAGUUUCAUCUCGUAGUUUUAGAAAAUUCUCUUGGCUUCCAAAAGGAAAGGGUUUCGGACAAUAUCGUCCAAAAAGGUCAUCUUGGGCAAGGGUUUCCAGAGAGUCAACCAAUUCCGACAAUUGACUGGGCUGCACCACUGCGGCAAGACGUUGCUAACCCCCAAGGUCUUCUCAACACUCGCGCUUCUCGCGAUUGCGGGGCUCUUGGAGUCUUGAAACUGGCGUUUGGCUACUACCAACACACAACGAUCAAUACGGGAUGGGGGUUGAGUACGGAAACGAAGUUGAAAAUCCUUGGGACGUUCUGCUUGGUCGUUGGCCUGGAGGUCAAGCCGAGGACUUUGCUCGGGACCCCGUCAGCAUUCAUGACUCCCUGCGUCGGGAUCACCAGGGACGACGACAUUAGAGAAGCAAUAGCGAGUUUCAACUACGAGGAUCUUGGGAACACUCUCUGGUUUCAUGACCAUCGAGUCACCGGAGAGGCUCCCAACUAUUUCCGCUCAAGCAAGAAAAUCAAAAUCAGGUGCUGUUUGAACCAGAUCAAGAGGUUGUCUGGAGCUUGGUAUGAUAUAGAUCUAUCAUGGAGCUGUGGAUGCUAG
Colletotrichum orchidophilum is the source of this 1911-nucleotide messenger RNA. RefSeq lists its product as uncharacterized. NCBI's taxonomy places the organism in Eukaryota, Fungi, Ascomycota, Sordariomycetes, Glomerellales, Glomerellaceae. The record is from RefSeq and is a predicted model, not a curated record. The coding region runs from base 1 to 1911 and encodes 636 amino acids. The transcript has a single exon.